CCCUGUUUCUGUACAUUUUAAGAAGAGUCAAGAGCAAGCUACAGCUGAAAUAUCACCGCUCUCCUGUCCUUCGCUUGGUAAUAGGUGAUGCUCGUGAGAAGAGAGGCCUAGAACUGUUCGAUGCUUCGAGCGACACUGUUAAAGCAAGAACCUGAGAUGUGACUCUGUAGUUGUUCUACACUGCCUUUAAGAUGGGAGGUGAGUUCACUGGAGAAGAAGACAUGGAAGUCUUGCCUUCCAUGUGGCCUGAAGAUAUUGGGAAUGGAGCCAGAAAGCAGUUCAACAUGGAACAGCCGGGGGCGGAUCGGGAUAUGCUGGAAGAUGUUACAAUCAAAGAAGAACCUUCUGUUGUGGAUUUCAAACGCCUCUUAGAACUAACCAAUUACAGUGAGAAGGGUUCCUCUCAGCUGACAUACCUCGUAAAACACUGGGAGUAUAGGCACACUAAUGCUGUUCGGCUUCUCAAUGAAGAGCUCAACAUCCUAAGCAAACAAAGACAGGAAGUUGAACUCAAGAAACUAGAGAUCCUAGAGGAGCAUCGUUUUGAGGAUGACAAACAUGCUGGUUCCAAACGUCCGGUAUCUAUUUUGGAGGAAGCUUGUGACGUAUGGGGAAGAGUCCCAAGGAAGAGAAGUGAUAGUGUUGCUUAUAACAGGAAACUUGACAUAGAUGCAGAGUAUGAUACUGCCAUGUACUGGAAGCUGCGGGCUUUGCAAGUAGAAAAAAUGCUCGAGGAAACUAUUAAAAGAGAGGAUGCUCUCAUGCAAAAGUUGCAGGAGAACAUUAAGAACCUCGAAACACAGUCAUCGCCAGUGGAGGAAUUGUCUCAGAUCUUAAAAAGGGCUGAUAAUUUCUUACACUUUAUUCUUCAGACUGCACCUGUAGUCAUUGGUCAUCAGGACAAGGAGUUGCGGUAUCGAUUCAUCUACAAUCACUUUCCAAGGCUUGAAGAGGAGGACAUUAUAGGUAAAACUGAUGAAGAGAUAUUCUCCGGGGCUGGUGUAAAAGAGAUUCAGGAUUUCAAGAGGGAAGUCUUGGAGCGAGGUUCACCUGCGAAGAGGGAAAUAACAUUUGAUACCCCAUUAUUUGGAUCAAAGACCUUUCUGAUAUAUGUUGAACCAGUUUUCAGCAAGGCAGGAGAUACAAUUGGUGUGAAUUAUAUGGGAAUGGAUGUUACUGAUCAGGUGGCAAGAAGGGAGAGAAUGGCUAAGCUAAGGGAGGAGAUAGCUGUCCAAAAGGCCAAAGAGACAGAACUUAAUAAAACAAUUCAUAUUACAGAGGAAACAAUGCGGGCAAAGCAAAUGCUAGCAACCAUGUCUCAUGAGAUAAGAUCUCCUCUUACUGGGGUUGUCGGUAUGGCUGAGAUUCUGGCGACCACUAAAUUGGAUAAAGAACAACGUCAAUUGCUGGAUGUGAUGCUCUCUUCCGGAGAUCUGGUUCUCCAACUUAUAAAUGAUAUACUUGACCUUUCCAAGGUUGAAUCAGGAGCUAUGAAGUUGGAGGAUACAAAAUUUAGACCAAGAGAGGUAGUUAGACAUGUCCUCCAGACUGCUGCUGCAUCUUUGAAGAAGGAACUGACAUUGGAAGGACAUGUAGCUGACGAUGUUCCUGUCGAGGUUUUUGGCGAUGUUUUAAGAAUUCGGCAAAUUUUGACCAACUUGAUUAGCAAUGCAAUCAAGUUUACACAUGAAGGGAAAGUUGGGAUAAACCUUCAUGCCGUGUCCGAGCAAUGUCCUGGAUGUCGAGAACGAUGCAAGCAAGGUCUAACAGCUGCUUUACAAUCAACAAGACUAGCAAAAGAGAAUUCUUCAGAAACUCAAAGUUAUAUCGAUCAAGAAAGUUCACAUUGUUCAACUUGUCAAAAAGAUCUUGACCAAAACAGUACCAAGAAGCAUCAUUUGACUAAUGAAGAUACCGAGAAGCACAAUCAACAGUAUGAAAAAAUAGUGUGGCUACGCUGUGAAGUAUACGACACUGGUAUUGGAAUACCAGAAAAGGCAUUACCUUCAUUGUUCAAGAAGUAUAUGCAAGCUAGUGCAGAUCAUGCUCGGAAGUAUGGUGGAACAGGGCUUGGCCUCGCAAUCUGCAAACAAUUGGUGGAGCUGAUGGGUGGAAAUCUUACUGUGACCAGCAAAGAGCAUUGUGGAUCGACAUUUACCUUUGUGUUGCCCUGUAAAGUUCCUUCAAAGAGGGAACAUUCAGAUGAUCAUGAUGAAAAUGAAGACAUUUCUGAUUCUGAAAUUACAGCUGAUUCCAAUAGUGAUGAAAUUAAUGGGUCGUUUAUUUUUAAGCCUCUAACACGGGGUACUUUAUUCUCAUCUGACGGAUCCAGGGUUCGUGAGACAAAACUCUUUGGCAGUAGCGCACUUAAUGCCUUACAUAUUUCAAAUGGUUUGUCAGAGUCUGACUCAUUCUCCUCUAAUGAUUGCACAUCAAGGAAGAGGGCUUCUUUUGAUAAGGUCUCUUCAAUUUCUGACGCAAAAAAGACACAGGCUGAACCUAAGGGGCCUGCACAGCAAAGCCUAGGGAAUGAUGUUAAUGAUUUUGAGGGGAUAAACAGAAGAGAUGAAGGAUGUCAAGAUUCUAGAAAUGGCUUUGUAAUGCAUAAAUUUGACAGAUCUAUUAUGGAUUCCAGUAGAACCCAGAGGAUUACAGGUUUGCAGCAAGGCAAGAUGGCAUCAUCAGAUAGAGCUGAUAUGGCUGAAAGUGGCAAGAGCCUACAAACUUGUCAAAGCCCGACGUGUGAGAAAGAAGAUAACAGCAUAUCAGAUAGAAAUUCAUUCAAGAUUCUUCUUGUAGAAGAUAACAAGAUCAAUGUAAUGGUGGCACAGUCAAUGAUGAAGCAGUUGGGUCAUAGAAUAGAUGUUGUGAAUAAUGGGUUAGAAGCCAUACAUGCAGUGCAGCGUUCUCAUUAUGAUCUUAUUUUUAUGGAUGUUUGCAUGCCAGUAAUGGAUGGCAUGCAAGCCACCAGAUUAAUUCGCUCAUUUGAAGAAAAUGGUUUCUGGGAUGCUUCUGUAACAAAUGGAGAUGAUCACGCCAUGACUGGCUCAGAUACACUAAUAGAUGGUCCAACUGCAGGACAAUGCAGAAAAAGAAUUCCUAUCAUCGCAAUGACGGCAAAUUCACUAGCUGAGAGUGCUGCUGAUUGCCUUGCCAAUGGUAUGGAUUCAUUUGUAUCUAAGCCAGUGACCUUUCAGAAUUUGAAACAAUGUCUCAAGCAGUACGUACCGUGUUGAAUAUUGUAAAGUGGUUCUUGCAAAAUAGAAAAAUAAUAAUGUAACCAAAGAAAAUUUUGUAAUUAAUAUAUUAAUAUAUCUUCUGUUUGCUUGUCAA
Molecule: messenger RNA, 3333 nt
Organism: Elaeis guineensis (African oil palm)
Lineage: Eukaryota; Viridiplantae; Streptophyta; Magnoliopsida; Arecales; Arecaceae
Product: histidine kinase 5
Biological process (GO): phosphorelay signal transduction system; protein autophosphorylation
Cellular component (GO): plasma membrane
Molecular function (GO): phosphorelay sensor kinase activity; histidine phosphotransfer kinase activity
Source: RefSeq, a predicted model, not a curated record